AUGAUUGAAAUAAGAAGACCACUUUCUGAAAAAAAUUUGGGGAAUAGAUCAAGCAAAGAUUUGCAAAGACCAAAUUCAUCCAGUUCACAAUAGAAAUAGAAUUUGUAGACUAUGAAAAGUUCAAUAUAAUUACAAAAACAAAAUCAGAACUUUUAUUCCAAAUAUUUUAGUAGCAAGGAUUAAAAAGAGAAUAUUGAGAUGCGUGCCAAUGUUGAAAGAAAUCCAUCAGCCAAAUCUAAAUAGACACCUUAGGACUAUAGAAAAUUGUAAGAUAAAUUACUGUAUUUGGAAAAUAAAAUCUCUUCCAUCAAAUCUCACAUUGAUAAUAGUUAGAGACAAUCCAAAAACAACAUAGCAUCAAAGUUUUUUUCAUAAAACACACAAAACAACCAGAAUUCCACCUAGGUCUAAAAGUCCGUCUAAAUCGACUUUACCAAUAGAUAAUAGAAGGAAUAACGGGAAUUCACACCUCAAUAAUAGAAUAAAUUAAAGUCUAGUACUCUAGUUAAUAAUAAUAACGAAUACAAAUCUUCCAUUGAAGGUACAAUAAUUAAGAAACCAAGUUUGUCUACCUUUGUUACUUAGGUCAAAGCACCCUUAUAAGAAAACAAAGGCAACUUUAAAAACUUGAAGCCAGAUUCAGCAAAGGCUGGAAGUUCAAUUAAGACAAAUUUUAAAAGGAAAAACUCUUAAGAAAAAACAGUGGAGUCUUCUUUUUUAUAUUACAUCUCCUCAAUUAUUAAAGGAUAUAUGCAACCUGAAAUAACAAGACCUAUUGAAUUGAUUAGAGAACAUUUGCUCUAAACUAUGCAAGCCUCCUAGUUUUAGAAAUCAGUUAAAAUCAUAAGCAAUGUUGAAGAUAAAAAAGUCAAUCUGCCAUCUACAAAUAAGAAAACAAUAGUAUUUGAUCUAGACGAAACUCUAAUCCAUUGCAAUGAGUCAACUUAGGUUCCAGGAGAUAUUAUAGAGGUACUAUAUAAAAUGGAUCUUUAGGCUUCAAUCAAUAUCAGACCUUAUGCUUAACAAGUGCUGUAGACUUUGAAUAAGCAUUUUGAAAUCAUAGUAUUCACAGCAUCACAUUCUUGCUAUGCAAAUGUAGUUAUCGAUUACUUAGAUCCAAAUAAAAAUGUGAUUGCUCACCGAUUUUUCAGAGACAGUUGUAUGUAAACUGAAGAAGGUGCAUACAUAAAAGAUUUAAGAGUGAUUGGGAAUAGAUCCUUAAAUGAUAUGGUUUUGGUGGAUAAUGCUGCUUAUUCUUUCUGUCUUCAACCCCUGAAUGGAAUUCCGAUAAUUAAUUAUUACGAUAAUAAAAUGGAUUAAGAACUGUUAUAUUUGUAAAAUUAUUUGAUGUCAAUGAGAACAGUGCGAGAUGUUAGAUAAUACAAUAGUUAAAAUCUUAAGUUAGAUAAAUUUGCUCAAUUUACAGAUGCUAUUGAGUUAUUGCAAUCUCUUCAUAAAGAUUAUAUCCCUUGA
This is a messenger RNA of Paramecium tetraurelia, 1473 nucleotides long. RefSeq lists its product as uncharacterized. The record is from RefSeq and is a predicted model, not a curated record. NCBI's taxonomy places the organism in Eukaryota, Ciliophora, Oligohymenophorea, Peniculida, Parameciidae. The transcript has 3 exons. Gene Ontology annotation, molecular function: phosphoprotein phosphatase activity.